GAGAGAGAGAGAGAGAGAGAGACUGCGAACGCUCGUUACGCCGCUGAGUGGAUUAGGGGGCCGAUGAGGAGUCAGUGUUGUUAUAUUUUUUUGAAUGAGCUAUGAGGCCGGGUGGGUGUUUCGAUCAAAUAGUGCCACGAUCGAACAAGACGUAGAGUCGCUUUGGUUAUGCACGCCACACUUUGCCAAGUGCCCGCGGUGUCUUCUCUGUGCCUGUAAAACGGAACGACAUGGCUCUCCUGGUGGUCCCGCUGCUCCUGCAAACAGGGCUCGUUUGGGCAUCGAACUACGGUUACGUGGAGUGGUCUGACAGCGAGCGCGAGGAGAAGCACCCGUCUGUCUUCAGCACCAAAAACACCAACAGAGAGACGCCCCAACACCCGACCUACUCCUCGCUACCGGCCACCGAGCGCGCGGUGGUGGCGCACAAAAUCGAGGAGGACCUCCCGAGGGUGGUGACCGCGUUCCUGCACACCGGGGACUCCUCGGCGCUGAGGCAGGUCAACUGCUCGCGGAGGUACGAGCUGAGCAGCCUGCGAGGCGGACUGCACGUCGCCUCCCACUACUCCCUGCACAGCAUCCUGGACACCGUGGCGCACGCCACAAACCUCCUGAACAUGAUCCUCCAGGCCAACAGGUCCCGGGAGCAGACCUCGCGGCGGGACGUCCACUGGUACCACGCGCUGGUCCAGAGUAUCCUCGAGGGGGACCCCAAAAUCCACAGGGCGGUGGUGACGUUCCACGCGGACGCACCGACACAGGGCCCGAGCGUUUUCCUCCAGGCGACCAGGAUGGAGAAGGAGGUGGUGCUGCAGGACUUGACCGGCUCCGCGCACCCUCACCUGAGGAGCAGGAGCCCGGAGUCGGACUGGUUCAAUGACUUCAGGGACGGCAGGAGACCACACAUGCACAGGAGAGUCCCGGAGUUAUCGGGCACAAAGACUGGGAGUUACCUUCUCGACAAGAACCAGAUCAAGUGGUCCGCCCCGUACCUGGAGUGCGAACACGGGGCGUUUGUGCCCUACUGGCUGCUCACCUUGUCUGCUGGCUUCUAUGGACUGAAGAGCGACUUUGCACCAGAGUUCAGGGGCGUGAUUCGUGUGGACGUGAACCUACAGGAUGUGGACAUCGACCAGUGCUCCAGCAGCGGCUGGUUUGCUGGGACUCACCGCUGUAACCUCACCAGCAUGGAGUGCAUUCCCAUCGGCGGCCAUGGAUUUGUGUUGGACAAGUACAAGUGCCAGUGCAGGAGCGGAUUCUACCAUUCCAGCCGAGUGGUGCUCAAUGGCUUUAGAAGUAAGGAGCAGGUCUCUAACAGGGACGAGACCUCGGACGCGUCCACCAAGUGCAUGCCGUGCCGCGAGGGUUGCUCCUUUUGCCGGGACGACACGCCGUGCCUGGUGCACGAGGACGGUGCCCUGCGGCUCACUCUGGCCUCCUUCCAGGGUCUGUGCAUGGUGCUGGACCUGGCCUGCAUGGUGCUGGUCUACCACUUCAGGAGGAAGAAGAGGAUUCGCACAUCUGGUCUCAUUCUACUGGAAGCCAUUUUGUUCGGGUCUUUACUGCUCUACUUUCCAGUGACGAUCAUGUACUUCCAUCCCAGUGUGUUUCGCUGCAUCCUCCUGAGGUGGGUUCGCCUCCUGGGUUUUGCCGUCAUGUACGGAACUGUCAUCCUCAAGCUCUACAGGGUGUUAAAGGUCUUCCUGUCCCGCACCGCCCAGAGGACGCCGUACAUGACCAGCUGGCGGGUCCUGCGGCUGCUGCUGGUGAUCCUGGUGGUGGUGCUGUGGUUCCUGGUGGCCUGGACCUCCUCGGUGUGCCAGAGCCCCGAGCUGAGUCAGGCCGUGAUCGCCGCGGGCCUCACCCCGGAGGGCCUGCAGUUCAGCAUGUGUCUGCUGGAUCGAUGGGACUACAUGAUGGCUGUCGCGGAGUUCCUGUUCCUGCUGUGGGGGGUCUACCUCUGCUACGCAGUCCGCAGCGUACCAUCGGCCUUCCACGAGCCGCGUUACAUGGCUGUGGCCAUCUACAACGAGCUCCUCAUAUCCGCCAUCUUCCAUAUCAUCAGGUUCACGCUGGUGCCGGGCCUUCACCCCGACUGGAUGCUCAUGUUGUUUUUUGCUCACACUCACCUGACUGUGACCGUGACCCUGGGCCUGCUGCUUGUUCCAAAGUUCUUCUCCAAAGGGACUCAGGCCAGGGACGACAUUGCCACUGAGGCCUAUGAGGAGGAGCUGGACAUGGGAAGGUCUGGCUCUUACCCCAAUAACAGCAUUACCUCGGCCUGGAGUGAGCACAGCUUGGACCCUGAGGAUAUACGGGAUGAGUUGAAGAAGCUGUAUGCCCAGCUGGAAGUCUACAAACACAAGAAGAUGUUAGCCAACAACCCUCACCUCCAAAAGAAGCGCAACUCCAAGAAAGGGCUGGGUCGCACUCUGAUGAAGCGGAUAACAGAGAUCCCGGAGAGCAUGCACAUACACCGCCAGUGCAGCCGCGAGGACGGCAGCGAACACGGCAGCAAUCGCAGCACCUUGAGGAGAAACCCACUAGAGCCGAGUCAUCACGGCAAACCCCGGGACGACUCAUUGAAGAACAAAGUCAUAAGCCUGAAGAAGUCCCUCAGCUACGACCAUGUUUGUGACCAGGAUGAAGAAACCGAGCGCCCAACGGGCUCGACAGCAGGAGACAGUGCGCCUCCUGUCGGAGGUGGCGGGGAAGGGUCUCUUCUGGGCUCUCUGAUUGGCCGGAAAAACACCAAGAAGCAGCUGGAACCAUCCGCCGCCGCGCCGAGGCUGGAACCGGCCGAGUCCACCGAGUCAGUUCCCCUGUUCUGGAAAUCGGCCAGCGCCCACAACCUGACCCACGAGAAAAAGCCCGUCCACCUGCGGACCUCCAUCAUGCAGAAGUCUCUGAGUGUGAUUGCGAGUGCCAAGGAGAAGAUGCCGGGGCUGACCAACAGGACGCAGACCGCGGAGGACGCCAACAAGAAGAGUCCGAAGGGACAGGACGAGAGGACGCUGUCCGAGGUGGAUGAGACCCCUGAGCAUUACCCCAAGAUGAUCAUCAGUCAGUCGGUGGAGUACUCCAAGACGCCCAUGAAGAUGGGAAUCAUGAAGCAACAGGUAAGUGGCAGCCAGCCAUCCAUUUGCUCCGAGACGGGGAGGAACCUCUACGACGUGUCCGAGGUGUGUCCCUGGGACCUGGAGGAGCCUCAGACUCCCACUGAAGCCAAGGCCCAGAAACACGUCUCCAUCGCUCCCGGAGAAACCACCACGGAGCGCAGAGGCAGCAGCAGCAGCUCUGGGAUAAGCAAAGGUAGCCGCUCGCAGCAGAGGCAGAAGGCGGGGCAGUCCCCUUCCACCAGGCGCCGCUCCAAAGACAAGGGAGCGGAGAGGGAGGAGGCCAGGGAAGGGCGCAAAUCUCGACCGCCCAGGUCGCCGCUCCCUCUCAAGCCGGACGUCUGUCCCUGGGACUUCGACGAGCAGCCCGCGCUCGGAGGCGAGUCGGACUCCAUCUCCCCGGACAGGAUCAGGCGCAAGAGGAGCGUCACGCCCACCGAUGGGAAACCCAAGGGGCUUCACUCGGACCACUCCAAGUCCACGGGGAGCCUUUUGCAGCCCCCCUCCCUGAUGGUAGAGAUCUGCCCGUGGGAUUACACCAGCCCGCCUUCGCCCAAGCAGGAGAGGGCCUGCAAAAGCCCCACCACACACAAGAAGAAACGGAAAGGCUCCUGCUCGUCCAACCACAAGGCCGAGAAGGAGAAGGCCAGGGAGAAGAGCAGAGAGAGACGGAGCUCCUCCAGCGGCAAGCCGGCGUCGGAGAAGAGGCGCGUCAGCCAGUCGUCAGAGUGCGGCGGGCCGGCCUUUGAGCGGCGGAGGAGCUCCACCAGGGACCCAGAAGUGAUGGAGGUGAGGAGGCCGGAGGUCGAGCCCUCACACGCCAGCUUCGGUCAGACUAAAAAACCCACAGAGAGGAAAAGGCAGAACUCUCUGAGUAGCAGCUACAAGGCCGCAGCCGUCAGCGGGGCGAAGGUGGCCGACGUUUGCCCCUGGGACUUUGUGGAGCAAGACUCUGGAGAUACGGCAUGAUGACUGGUGUGAUGAUCGGAUUUUUUUUAUAGGCACAGACCGACAGCACCGAGGACAGAGCUACUGAAUGACCGAUGUGUUACGUUGUAUUUGACAAAAAACAUUGCUCUCUGGAUCACCUAGAUGAUGAAAAAAAAGAAGAGAAUAUUCGUUCUGCUGUCCAUCGAUUCGGUCCGGACAUAAAUGAGUAAAUAGCAAACAUAUUGUUGUAACCUUGAGGUGAAUGCAACUUUGAAGCCACUCUUCCUUGCACAUUCAUCAAACUUACAUUUUAUCUAUGUUUUAUUACGUUGAGUACAUCAGGGUAAUUUUCUAAAUUAAAACAUACCUGUAUUUUACUAGCAAGUCGGACGUUUUUAGCAGUGACAGUGAAUGCUAUACAUAUACGCCAAUUGAGCUUACAGUUCUAUGUUCUACGUUACGCAUCAGGCCAGUGGAGAUCUGUUGCAUCAGAUGGUGAUGAUGAAAACAAGCAGGUGGCAGAGAAACACAAGACCUAAAGAAACAUCUGAGCUACCCGAUGCAGGACCAAAGCCCCAGACACAGCUAUAGGCCAGAUAUAUAAUAAAUAGCAUGAUAAUUCUGUUUGAUUAGUGAAACGUGGGAAUAACAUCAGGAUUGUAGUACAGCUGGAUUUUUUUUUAAACGGUGUUUCAGCAAAAUAUGCAGGAGUUUUUUUUCUGAAAAAAAGCAAUUGCAUGUGGCACACUAUCAAGCAUCAAAAUAACAAUGUUAAUAAUGCUCCUCGGUUAACAUAUGCACAAGGUCAUUUUGGAUUGUGCUGCUGCUUGUGGUAUGCGUCUCUUUACGUGACACACGGCCUCUGACAUGAUGUGCAUUGCUCCCUUCGGUUGAUUUUUGUUCAAAGUUUACUCGCCACUCAAGCCCUGGAUGUCCCUUCUCAAAAGAGGCUGUAGUAUUUACCCAACUCUAAAUAAUGUGACGAAGUCUUUCAGUGACGAAAAAAAACAGUCGAGGGAGGAAGCUGUGAAUAAUGCAUUUUUUCCUGUCACUUGGUGGUCCAUUUUACACUCUUCUUUCAAAGCGUUCCACAUAUUCAAUUGCUGAAACCACAACUAUGCAUGGCCAAAGCUUUUUUUUGUCACUUUGUCACGAACAUAAGAAUAGUCAUUUUAACAUUUCAAAAAAAAAAAACACAACACACCCCCUUUCUGUCCUGUAAUAAGCCACCCACCAAAUUAUACCUGAAAUACAGUCACACGCGAUAGUCGGUUAAGCUUCUUUACGGCUACGCGUCCAUGACACUGAAAAUACCAGUAAUGACACACUCAAAUUCACCAGAGAGAAUUAAAAUAAAUGAUUGCAUUUAUUAUGAAAUACUUAGUACGUAAUUAACAGCACAUGAGGUUUUCAGACAUAGAUGUCAGACAUCGUGUGGUUAUCAAGACUUUCCUGUAUGAGAUUACUUCAUUAAGAAGCCAUAAAGUAAAAGGCUCGAUAAAUAAACAUGAAUAAUCACACCUCUCUGACUUUCACACGUUUUUUUUCUUCUAUCGGAUGGUUUGAAAUGCAAUGUUGUAACUUGCCCACUAAAUGUAUUCUAUGCUUGUUAUCCUGUAAAGUGUUUCUCCAAAAUCUUACAAAAUGUUGUAGCGUCCACAUGGGAGUAUUUAUAUGGUACAUUCAUAUUGUGUUGCAUGUACAUUCAGUAAAUACCGCGUUCUCAGUUCUGGAUUAAAUAUUUCUAUAAAAUCCCA
Molecule: messenger RNA, 5803 nt
Organism: Pungitius pungitius (ninespine stickleback)
Lineage: Eukaryota; Metazoa; Chordata; Actinopteri; Perciformes; Gasterosteidae
Gene: gpr158b
Product: G protein-coupled receptor 158b
Exons: 14
Coding region: 231-4085 (1284 amino acids)
Biological process (GO): G protein-coupled receptor signaling pathway
Cellular component (GO): membrane
Molecular function (GO): G protein-coupled receptor activity
Source: RefSeq, a predicted model, not a curated record